Anolis sagrei ordinatus is the source of this 1784-nucleotide messenger RNA. It is a transcript of the gene VNN1, whose product is annotated as vanin 1. Lineage: Eukaryota; Metazoa; Chordata; Lepidosauria; Squamata; Anolidae. Gene Ontology annotation, molecular function: pantetheine hydrolase activity. The record is from RefSeq and is a predicted model, not a curated record. Gene Ontology annotation, biological process: pantothenate metabolic process.
GUUUGUUGAUUUGGUGAAUCACAGUCCACUUUGAAACAAGAAGUACGAGGAUUCAGCACCAGCUAAUAUAAGUUUGGAUUCUGGUGGCAUUUUGUCUCACUUUCUUCUCUUCAUUAACGUUGUUUUCUAUCUUUGCCAGUGGACAAGAGCCCUGGCAAUGAUCACUCUGUCCUCUUCAUGGCAUGUGUUUGUUUUCAUUCUUGUGAUGGGCCCAAGGGCCUUUGCCGUGGACACUUACAUUGCAGCUGUUUAUGAGCACCCAGUCAUACUGGCAAAAAAUGCCUCAAAACUCGUUUCUUCUGAAGAGGCCUUAACACUGAUGAACAGAAACAUGGACAUCUUGGAAGAGGCCAUCACUUCAGCAGCAAACCAGGGUGCACACAUCAUUGUGACUCCUGAAGAUGGAUUAUAUGGCUUUGGUUUCACAAGAGAAACAUUUUUCCCUUACCUGGAGGAUAUUCCAGAUCCACUGGUCAACUGGAUUCCAUGUAUUGACCCAGGAAAAUUUGGACCUUCCCCAGUACAAGAAAGGCUGAGCUGCCUGGCAAGACACAACUCAAUUUAUGUGGUUGCCAACAUUGGGGAUAAGAAGCCCUGCAAUUCCACUGAUCUUAAGUGUCCCAGAGAUGGCCGUUACCAGUACAACACAAAUGUUGUCUUUAAUUCAGAUGGAAAACUGGUGGCACGUUACCACAAGUUCAAUCUCUUCAUGAUAGAACAACUGCUAUAUGAUGCACCUGAAGAACCUGAAUUUGUGACCUUUGAAACUCCCUUUGGGAAAUUUGGUCUAUUCACAUGCUUUGAUAUCCUCUUUCACGAUCCUGCUGUGGCUCUGGUUAGCAAGCUCCAUGUGGAUACCAUCCUCUUCCCUACUGCCUGGAUGAAUGUCCUUCCACAUUUGACUGCUGUUGAAUUCCAUUCUGCCUGGGCUGUGGGCAUGCGUGUCAAUUUCCUGGCAUCUAAUAUUCAUCGUCCUAGUCUGAACAUGACAGGUAGUGGCAUCUAUGCACCAGAUGGGCCCCGAGCAUAUCAUUAUGAUCUCGAAACAUUGAACGGACGUCUUCUGGUUGCAGAACUUGAUUCCCAGCCAUCUCAUUCGCCCAGCUAUGUUCCCUCUCUUAACUGGAACUUGUAUGCCUCUGCUAUGGAACCAUUUCCUCAAGACCAUAAUUUCACAGGAAUCAUUUUCUUUGACGAGUACACUUUCUCUGAACUCACCAAAGAAGCUGGGAACCUUACAGUGUGUCAGAAAGGUCUUUGCUGCCAUUUAAGCUACAAGAUGACAGAAAAACAUGAAGAUGAGCAUUAUGUGCUUGGUGUAUUUGAUGGACUUCAUGUGGUAGAAGGAGAAUAUUAUUUACAGGUGUGCACAUUGCUGAAGUGUGGUGGCACAGACCUUCAAACAUGUGGCCAGUCAGUGACAACUGCUCACACCCAGUUUGAUUCCUUUUCUCUCAGUGGCACAUUCAGCACGAACUAUGUCUUUCCAGAAGUCCUGCUCAGUGGUGUUCAGUUGGCACCUGGAGAAUUUCAGGUUUUAAGUGAUGGCCGUCUGAUGAGUCAGAAUCGUACAUCACAGCCAGUUUUAACUAUAACCCUUUUUGGAAGGUGGUAUGAGAAGGAUCCUCCACAUCCAUACACCCACCAUAUCAUUUUAUGAAAUAUAUUGACCAUGAAAGCUUGAAAAUAUUCUUAUAUAAGAACAUAGGUUGCACAUUGUUGUUAUUUUAUCUUGUCUUUCUUGGCACUAUGAUUUGUAAAAUAAAUACUACAUCACCUUGAAA